AUGUCCUACGGAUAUGAUGCCGAUGUUUCGCCGCAAUUUGGAACGAACUUGAUGCGGAUCAAGAGUUUGGCGGCAACGUUUUUGAGCAACCUGGUUAAUAUGAGGCAGGAGGAGGACACGGUUGUUACUGAACUUGAUAAUGCUCAUCGUAUCUACCGGGCGACGAAAGGUCUCAUUUUCUUUGGGACUCCUCAUGCAGGCAGUGCAGUCGCAAAGAUUCGUCGAGUUCAAAUUCUCAAGCAGAUUGCCAAAGUGGCCUUCACAGAAGUUCCCCCCAAGCUUGAUUCUGCCUUGGAAAUGCACUCGGACGAGCUACUGGAUUUAGCGGAUGACUUCCGCAUGAUGAGCUUGUAUACAUUGAGACAGAUCGCGAUAUACUCGUAUGCCGAGAGUCGGACGACCCCGAAGCUCAACGCAUUAGUAAUAGAUGAGUUUUCUGCCUUCAUAGGCUAUGAUAAGGAGGUUAAAGGGUACAUCCAAGCGGACCACGAGGCAAUUGUGAAGUUUGACGGCGAAACGAAUGCCGAUUAUAGAAAUGUGUGGGGGAAGAUCAACAAGCUCAAGAGAUUGGCUGCUAGUGCUGCUGCUGGUGCGUGA
Penicillium cinerascens is the source of this 597-nucleotide messenger RNA. RefSeq lists its product as uncharacterized. The coding region runs from base 1 to 597 and encodes 198 amino acids. The record is from RefSeq and is a predicted model, not a curated record. Lineage: Eukaryota; Fungi; Ascomycota; Eurotiomycetes; Eurotiales; Aspergillaceae. The transcript has 3 exons.